Molecule: messenger RNA, 2016 nt
Organism: Canariomyces notabilis
Lineage: Eukaryota; Fungi; Ascomycota; Sordariomycetes; Sordariales; Chaetomiaceae
Product: endoplasmic oxidoreductin
Exons: 3
Coding region: 93-1910 (605 amino acids)
Biological process (GO): protein folding in endoplasmic reticulum
Cellular component (GO): endoplasmic reticulum; endoplasmic reticulum membrane
Molecular function (GO): protein-disulfide reductase activity; thiol oxidase activity; FAD binding
Source: RefSeq, a predicted model, not a curated record
GUACACCAAAAUAACCGGCCAAGCAAGAGUCGAAGUCUCCUGUCCUUUAGGUUCCGGCCCCAAACGACCACAGGACACACCGACCGCCAGACAUGAAGUCGGCUGCGCGCCUCUUUUAUUUGUCCAUCUUCGCUCUCUGGGGACCCCGGGGCCAAUGUCAAAGCUCAGACUCGUCCUCUCAAGAUAUCUCACCAAAAGCCAUCGUCAGUGAUGCAUGCGCUUCCUACUCGACCCUCGAGCGGUUGAACCGCAAUGUCAAGCCGGCCCUUGACGAAUUGACACAGACAACCGACUUCUUCUCGCAUUACCGGCUAAACUUGUUCCACAAGAAAUGCCCCUUUUGGAAUGACGAGAAUGGCAUGUGCGGAAACAUUGCCUGCGCCGUCGAGACGCUCGACAACGAGGAGGACAUUCCGCUAGUGUGGCGAGCCAGUGAGCUAGGCAAGCUCGAGGGCCCGCGCGCGAGACACCCCGGAAAGAGCGUGCAGAAGGCACUGCCCCUACGGCCGCUACAGGGUAGCCUAGGGGAAGAUGUUGGUGAAAGUUGCGUUGUCGAAUACGAUGACGAGUGUGACGAUCGGGAUUACUGCGUGCCCGAAGAUGAAAGUGCGGCCUCCAAGGGUGACUAUGUGAGCUUGUUGCGCAAUCCGGAACGCUUCACCGGCUAUGCUGGCGACGGGGCCAAGCAGGUCUGGGACGCCAUCUACAGAGAGAACUGCUUCCAGCGGAGCUCAUUCCCCAAUUCCGCAAAACUCGGCCGGGACACGUCACCCAGGGGUCCGGCGGCGAUGGACUUCAAGGCUGUGAUCGAGGCUGCCGGCCGGCAGCAAGUCCUGGAACAAGAGCGGCAACACAGUCCUCUGACCCCGUUCGUGGCGAAGACGGGAUUGGAGUACGAAGACGAGUGCCUCGAGAAGCGAGUCUUUUACAGGGUCGUUUCAGGCAUGCACGCAAGCAUCUCGACCCACCUGUGUUGGGAUUUUCUCAACCAGACGACUGGGGAGUGGCAGCCGAACGUCGGCUGCUACGUUUCUCGCCUGCACAAAUUCCCCGACCGCAUCAGCAACUUGUAUUUCAACUAUGCGCUCGUCACGCGCGCUGUCGCCAAGCUUAAGCCCUAUCUGUCCCAGCAACAAGAUUACACUUUUUGUAUGGGCGACCCUGAUCAGGACGCGGUGACACGCGCCAAAGUCAUGGCAGUUGCGGAGAAGGCGGCAAGUGUUCCACAAAUCUUUGACGAGAGCCUCAUGUUUAAGAACGGCGAGGGACCGUCUCUGAAGGAGGACUUCCGCAACCGCUUCCGCAACAUUAGCCGCCUGAUGGACUGUGUUGGCUGUGACAAGUGCCGUCUCUGGGGCAAGCUCCAGACAGCUGGCUACGGGACGGCCCUCAAGGUGUUGUUUGAGUUUGAGAAUAACGACAAGCCCGAGGUCCCGAUUCUAAAGCGCACCGAGCUGGUUGCCUUGUUCAACACUUACGCGAGGCUGAGCAGCAGCUUAAGCGCCAUUCAGAAAUUCAGGGUGAUGGUGGAAGAGGAUGAGACGGCCAAGGCGAUGGAGCAGCGCCUCAAGGAAGCCGAGAAGAUCAAUGUCAUCCCGGAUCGGGCAAAGAAGCCGGGUUACGUCACUGUCGCGGUCCCAGCUGAGGCUGUUGCCCCUGAAGUUGUCGACGAGGAGGCGGAAACCGAGUCGUCAGAGGACCAGAACCGAACCAUUAAGGACGAGUUUGAUGAUGAGCUUGAGAGGGUGUUCAAGGCUCUCAAAUACAUUGUUGGCAGCUGGUUUCGGCUCCCAAGUAUUCUAUGGCACAUCGUCACGUCCGAGUUGCGGCGUCUAUGGCAAUCUUUUAUCGGCCUACCCGUGAGCCCAAGAUCGUGGGGUUUCAACGAUCGAAUACUGGACGAGCUUUGAAAAGCCUGAUUUGAGUUGUGCAUCGCGUCAUCAGUCGUCAGAGCAGGACGCAGAAACGGUGUUUAGGUGUUACAAGGGACUUGGGUUUUAAUUCGAGGCAUCCAGC